Tachysurus fulvidraco (yellow catfish) is the source of this 2878-nucleotide messenger RNA. It is a transcript of the gene ehd3, whose product is annotated as EH-domain containing 3. The coding region runs from base 274 to 1881 and encodes 535 amino acids. The transcript is spliced from 7 exons. Gene Ontology annotation, cellular component: cytoplasm; plasma membrane. Gene Ontology annotation, molecular function: protein binding; calcium ion binding; GTP binding. Gene Ontology annotation, biological process: endosomal transport; endocytosis. NCBI's taxonomy places the organism in Eukaryota, Metazoa, Chordata, Actinopteri, Siluriformes, Bagridae. The record is from RefSeq and is a predicted model, not a curated record.
CGUUUUCUCUCGUGUAGCUGUUUUGCAGCUCAGAUCAUUGAGGGCUUUCAGUCUGCAGCUCAGAGGAACCGCUUGUUUCUACAGAUUCCUCUCUGGUCCUGUUGUAAACCUCUUUUUCUCUGAUGGCUUUCUAAGAUCUUGGGCUCCAUCCUGAAGCUGACGAUAAGGAAUUGUUUUGUAAACAGAGGCGCGCGCACCGGAGAGAGAACGUUAUUAACGUGAAGUGAAGUGACGUGAAGUAAAGUAAAGUGAAGUGAAGUGACGUGCAGCACCAUGUUCAGCUGGCUCGGAACAGAUGACAGGAGAAAACGGGAUCCUGAGGUGUUUCACACUGUCGGUGAAGGACUCAAGAAGCUUUACAAAACCAAACUGCUGCCUUUAGAGGAACAUUAUAAAUUCCAUGAGUUUCACUCACCAGCGCUGGAGGAUGCAGACUUCGACAACAAGCCCAUGGUGCUGCUGGUGGGUCAGUACUCCACCGGGAAGACCAGCUUCAUACGAUACCUUCUGGAACAGGAUUUUCCAGGCAUGAGGAUUGGUCCAGAGCCCACCACAGACUCGUUUAUUGCUGUGAUGCACGGGGACAUCGAAGGCCAGAUACCAGGAAACGCCCUGGUCGUGGAUCCAAAGAAGCCGUUUCGUAAGCUUAAUGCUUUUGGGAAUGCGUUCCUCAACAGGUUUGUGUGUGCGCAGCUCCCCAACCCUGUUCUGGAGAGCAUCAGCGUGAUCGACACUCCUGGAAUCCUGUCUGGAGAAAAACAGAGAAUUAGCAGAGGCUAUGACUUUGCCGCUGUGCUUGAGUGGUUCGCUGAGCGUGUGGACCGCAUCAUCCUUCUAUUCGAUGCCCACAAGCUUGACAUUUCGGACGAGUUCUCGGAGGUGAUAAAGGCCCUGAAGAACCAUGAGGACAAGAUCCGUGUGGUACUUAACAAGGCGGAUCAGAUCGAGACUCAGCAGCUGAUGCGUGUCUACGGUGCCCUCAUGUGGUCGUUGGGGAAGAUCGUCAACACGCCCGAGGUGAUCCGCGUCUACAUCGGCUCCUUCUGGUCACACCCGCUGCUCAUCCCUGAUAAUCGCAAGCUGUUCGAGGCUGAAGAGCAGGACCUGUUCAAGGACAUCCAGUCACUGCCACGUAACGCGGCGCUCCGCAAACUCAAUGACCUCAUCAAGAGGGCCAGACUAGCUAAGGUCCAUGCUUACAUCAUCAGUUCUCUGAAGAAAGACAUGCCUGCGGUCUUUGGGAAAGAAAACAAAAAGAAAGAGCUGAUCAACAGCCUGGGAGAGAUUUACAGUCGGAUCGAGAAAGAGCAUCAAAUUUCUCCCGGAGAUUUCCCCAAUCUUAAAAAAAUGCAGGAGCAGCUCCAAGCCCACGACCUGAACAAGUUUCAGCCGCUAAAGGCGAAGCUCCUGGACACAGUGGACGACAUGCUGGCACACGACAUCGCCCAGCUGAUGGUCCUGGUGCGCCAGGAGGAGACGCAGCAGCCUGGGAAGGUUGUAAAGGGCGGAGCUUUUGAGGGCACCAUGAAUGGGCCGUUUGGUCACGGAUACGGCGAAGGUGCCGGCGAGGGAAUUGACGAGCUCGAGUGGGUGGUGGCACGUGACAAACCUACAUACGACGAGAUCUUCUACACGCUCUCGCCUAUCAACGGCAAGGUGACUGGCGCAAACGCCAAGAAAGAGAUGGUGAAGUCAAAACUGCCCAACACCGUCCUGGGAAAGAUCUGGAAGCUGGCCGACAUCGACAAGGACGGCAUGCUGGAUGACGAGGAGUUUGCCCUCGCUAACCAUCUCAUCAAGGUCAAACUGGAAGGGCACGAGCUUCCCAGCGAGCUUCCAUCCCAUCUGGUGCCUCCUUCCAAGAGAAAAAUCCCAGAGUGAUAGACAGCAGGAUUUAGGUCAUGUUUAGGAAGCUUCAUGUCAUGGACACUGUAUAAAGUAACAAUGAACAGAAAUAAAAUGUUAAUGAUUAAAGGACUGCUCUGAAUUGUGCCCUGCGCUGUGGAUUGAUGUUAUUAAGAUAACUAUCGUUUCACCUGUCUGUGGUUUUUGGUUAGUUUGUGUGUGUUUAGCGUGUUUUAAUUUUAAUUUUUUUAAAUUUGGGAAAAGAGAUCAAAAGUCUCUACACCACACAUCCACACGUCUACUGAUACUCAGAGCUAAACAAAACAAUCGUUACUACAGAUUCAGAUUAAACUCGCUUUAACAGAACAUGCCUUUCAUUUCCAGCCACUGUACAUCUGUCUCCGAGCAAUCACGUCUUAACAACAGAAAAUACAACUCAGAACGUCUUAGUCUUAAUUCUCCUCGUUCUAUAUAUAACCAUCGAUAUGACACUUUUUACAGUGUGUGUGUGUGUGUUGUGAAGGUGGCGUGAUGUUCAACACAAGCCCUUCUUCUAGCCUGACCAACAGACUGUUACUGAUGUAUGCUGAUGUGUCGUGUUAGAACGUUGGUUAUUGUAUGGAUGGACCUGUCGUCAUAGCAACCGUCUGGAUUAGUCUUCUGUACAUGUUAAUCCCUGUUCAUGAUCAUUCGAGAUGUAUUUUAAAUGGAUUCCUGGUUUAAAGAUCACUAACAUUCGACUUCAUAGUUCUGACAGUUUAUGAUGAAUGUUACUAUUUGUGUCAUUCCUUUCAAUCGAAUUGUCCUGUUUUCCUGUGUAGCCUUUAACCUUCUGUAGUUUAUUAGAUCUGUCGUUGAGUCUGAGUUUAUUAAUUGUUGGACCUCGGAUCGCCGAGUCAGAGAAGAACAGAGAUGUUUAAAUAAAGGUAAAGCAUGCUAACAAUCUCUACAUCACUAAUACAGGCCUGAAUAAUAAAAUAAAGUGCAUCGACUUUUAUUCAUCAGAGUUAAUAAACUGCUGUGGUUCAGUUGA